Messenger RNA from Cuscuta campestris, 1568 nucleotides. Lineage: Eukaryota; Viridiplantae; Streptophyta; Magnoliopsida; Solanales; Convolvulaceae. The record is from the annotation of a GenBank genome assembly.
CGGAAGAAGAGAAAACGCAGGAACAAACGGAGCUUCCUAAGGAAUGGAGAACAUUGAAGAACCACCCGAUUGACAAUGUCAUUGGUGAUCUAACGCAGGGAGUUUCUACUCGCAGAUAUAAUAUGUUUACACAUCUCAUGCUAAUGUAAACAAAUAUUAUAUUCCUAGAUUUAUAUUUAAAAGAUGUUUAUCAGAUAGUGUUUUUCUGCUGAUGAGACUAACAUCUUGAAAUAAAUAUUUAUCUAAAUGUCCAUAGUCGAGUAUUAACGAGAGUGGGAUAUCGUUAAUGCAUGUGAGACUAGUGUGUGUUGGAUGUUUGACUUAGUCUCAUGGUCAAUGACGGUGUGUUCGCAUCCGCACAUGGGCAGAUAUUAUCUAGAGAUAAUAGGAUGCCGGACUGACCCAUUCUAAAGAUGUUGCUUGAAUUUUUAGUUCAUGCUCUGAGCAUCUUUAGCGCGACCACGGGUGUAACUAUCCUUCGACUUGAAGUAUUACGUUUUCUGCAUAUGUGAACCCGCAUACUUUGAUGCAUUGUCCUAAGCCAUAUGAAAUAAGGAUGGUAUACAGGCUUUGUUUUGGUUUAUUUAAUUAUAAUACGGCGUGCGUGUCGUGCCUUAUCUCAUAAACUCUUGUUGUAAAUCUAUUUCUCUCUCUUACCUCAACCGAGGAUUCUUUUCUUACGUGGUGGUUAGAAGACGAAAAGAUUUGAAGACCGUUUGAAGAAAUCUAAAAGAAUGGAGAUAGCCCAAAGUCCAAGUGCCCAGAAGCCAGUGGGAGCUAUCGUUUUAUUUUUCUUUUAGGGGCCACAAUCAUUACACGUUUAUUUACUGCGUUUUGUGAAUGCAUGUUGAAUGUAUGUUGAACGCUAGUAAUGGACAUGUGCGCGGCCAUGUAGAUAGGUGAGAUCGAAAUUAUAAAUCCCUCACGAAUAUUAUGUAACACCCCAACCCGCAUGACCCAAACCCGUGAGACAGCGGACCGGUGUGCCACUGAAUUGAUUAAAGAGACAGCCAUGCCAUCGUACAUCUCCUCCUCAAUGCCCUCUGGGAUCGACUCUAGGUUCAUCUGUCUGAUCACCUACGGACAGCAAAAAGGAAAACAACGCUAUCCGCUCAGCAUUGACGCUGAGUGGUACUCCAUUGUAGCACAAGAAUAAACAUAAUAAUUCAACAAUUAAGAUCGUGCAUAUGUUUAUCCUUUUAAUAAAAAUCAAUUCAACUUUACAUUCGGUUCUUUAGACGGUUGACCAACAGUCAACUUAUUUUCUUUCUUUUUAAAACGAUUUAGGUGUUACGGGUUUCUCAUGAACUCUUUGACCACCGGUCAAACCAAUUUAGACUUUCACCAAAGUCAAACCACUUAACAUUUAUUGCCUAUGACGGAGAUAGCCUCCAUCCGUAAUACCGAAGAUGGCCUCAAUUCGGUGGAGGUAGGAUCCCUCGGGCGAUGGCCUCAAACCCAAGAUCGCAGACCCUCGUGCGCACGUCUUAACCUCACUGACCAGGCCCUGCAGCCGCCCGAGCAAUGGCCAUUUUCUAUGUUCAACACAAUAAACCAAUUGACCUUAA